Acomys russatus (golden spiny mouse) is the source of this 1168-nucleotide messenger RNA. RefSeq names its product claudin domain containing 2 (gene Cldnd2). NCBI's taxonomy places the organism in Eukaryota, Metazoa, Chordata, Mammalia, Rodentia, Muridae. The coding region runs from base 538 to 1041 and encodes 167 amino acids. The transcript has 4 exons. Gene Ontology annotation, cellular component: plasma membrane. The record is from RefSeq and is a predicted model, not a curated record.
AAAAGGAAUCAUAAAUUCUUAGGCAAAGUGGUUGAAGAAGAGGCCAGGAACACGGAUGAAGGGAGAUUGGGAAUCUUUUUGUUUUGUUUGAGAGAGUUUCAUGUAGCCCAAGCUGGCUUUGAAGUAAAUAUGUAGUGAAAAAUGAUCUUGAACCUCUAAUCCUCCCGGCCCUAUCCCCAAGUGCCGGGGGUGACUAGUGUGCACACCUGGCAAGCACGCCGCCAUGGAGCUGCAUUCCUAGCUUCUGUUUUUGUUUGUUUGUUUUGAGACAGGAUCUCACACUGUGUAGUCUACCAGGCCUAGAACUCAUUGGGUGGCCCGGACCUGGCCUUGGCCUUUUGGCCUCUUGCCUCUGGCCUCCUUGAGGCUAGGAUUGCAGGCAUAAGCCACCAAGUGGCUGGCUUUGGAAAUCUUGAGGUUGCCAGGCAGGAAUGCUUGGGGAGGGAGGCCUUCUAAAGUGGAGGUGGUCCCCCUUACCCCAAAUCAGAGGUACGAGCCAGUCCUACCUAUAAUGUCCUUGGCAGCUGCCUCCUUGGCAUGGGGGUGAAGAGAUGCCUUCAGACUGGAGGCAACACGCUUAAUCUCUUAACCAGCAUCCUCACAAUACUGUCCACUGCCACCAACUACUGGAUCCGACAACAGGGGACAUACAGCGGCCUGUGGCAGGAGUGUAACCAUGGCAUCUGCACCAACAUGCCCUGCCAGAACACCCUGGCAGUGACAGCAGCGUGCAUGGUGUUGGCAGCGGCCUUCAGUGUCAUAUCUUUGGGGAUAGGAAUGAGGAUUCGGUGCCAAGAGGGCCAGGCGCUGCGUAGCCGGAACGCCGUCCUCUUACUGUUCCUCAGUGGGCUGCUGCUGCUGAUUGCCUUGUCCGUGUACACUGCAAAGAAUGCCUGGAAGCCAGACGUCUUCUUCUCCUGGUCCUACUUUUUCGGAUGGCUGGCUUUACCCUUCUCCUUUCUUGCCGGCUUCUGCUUUCUGCUGGCGGACAUGAUCAUGCAGAGCACCGAAGCCAUCGGCGGGUUCCCCGUGUGCCUGUGAAAGCAGCCUGCCUGGGGCAGAAUAAAGGAUUGGCUUUUAGCACCAAUUCUGCGUGCUUUUCUGCGGGACGUGAGACAGAGGCCUGAAGACUACGGGAACACAGAUACGGUGGCCUGUAGAAAGUUAA